Messenger RNA from Dreissena polymorpha, 5604 nucleotides. RefSeq lists its product as uncharacterized. The record is from RefSeq and is a predicted model, not a curated record. Bases 127 to 2256 code for a protein of 709 amino acids. The transcript has 2 exons. NCBI's taxonomy places the organism in Eukaryota, Metazoa, Mollusca, Bivalvia, Myida, Dreissenidae.
UUAUGCAAUAUUCUGGGUGUGGGCAGACAACUGGCACAGGCCAUUGUUUUGAUACGGGAAAAUACGGGAAAUUUGUUACCACAUACUUUAGAGGCAAUUAUAGGGCGGCCGCUGACCUUUGGUGACAUGACCGAGUUGGAUUUUAGUACUAACCCCGCAUUAUUUAGAGAAGCCCUGGGGUAUGGGGAUGGGGCGGAACAUGUUGGGGAGGGUGGAAUGGGGCGGUCAAUCGCAAAUAGGCCCAUGGACCCACACGAAAGGUGGAUAGAUAUGUCUGUGCUCGAGAAGGAGUCGGUAAGUCAGGAUCACGAGAGGGCCCAACUAGAAGCCCAACUUUCGGCUCUUGAGGCGGACGUAGCUCAAUGGGACGAUUUUCUUCCCCAGAUUGCAAAGCCUUUGUUCCCAAAGCGUCUGUUGUUACAGCCGGACCAUAUGAUGACAAGCAUACCGAAACCGUUUAAUGUCGCAUCAAGCGUCCCCGCCUCGCCCCCUUUGUUAGGUUUGCCCCAGAGUAGGGACAAUGGGCCUACGGGAUCCCAUCGUGCCUCAAGGGGCCCUCUUGCCCCGAAUGGUCUACCUGUCCUAAUUCCAUCUACCAUCACUAUUCCCAUACCCAGCAAUGCAUCGGUUUUCAAUAAUUUGCCCGGACCAAGCAACCCUCCUGGCCCAAGUAUUCCCCCGACACAGAAAGAUCGGGAUGUUCUGACAAAAUUGCCUAAGAGCCUGCUAUAUGAUGGGCAGAGCAAUUGGUUUGUUUUUCAGAGCAAGUUUGAGCGCUACGCAAGGGUGCAAGAUUGGUCUGACGCAGAAUGCGCCGAUUGCCUUGGUUGGUGUUUGACAGGAAAGGCGGUCGAUUUCAAUGCGUUGCUUACCGAAGGGAGAGGGACGGUACCUUACGCAGAGCUAAUGCAGCGACUGCAGGAGCGUUUUGGCGCCAGGGAGCUUACCGCCACCGCGCAGGGCCGUUUCCACGUUGCCCAUCAGGAAGUAGGCGAGUCCCUAGACAAUUGGUCAGAUCGGGCGCUGAAGCUGGCAACAGCGGCGUUUCGUGAUCUGCCCUAUGCAUACGCCGCUGAACAGGCAGUGACGAAGUUUUGUCACGGUUUGAUUGACGAGGAGGCCGGCAAGCAUGUUAGUCUGCAGUUACCAACAUCUAUGGGAGAUGCGAUGAACAUGCUGAAGAUAUAUUGCCAUGUUCAGUCGGCUUGCGCCGCGGCUCCGAGGUAUACCCAGAAGACUGAGCAAGAAGAGUCAAUGUGGGUUCACGAGGUGAAGAAAGCACCCACUGCGGAUGAGGUCAGUGUGUCGGCGGUCGACAAAUUGACCCAGGUGGUCGAGAAGUUGCUGGAUGCUGUGGAGAGAUUGUCAAACUCUUUUGGAAGUUCGGCCGUUGAUCCCUUUGUCCGACAACCGGGUAAGCCGUUUCGAAAUAAAAAAGGCUAUGCCGAAUACCCUGUGGAGUGCCCCUACCCAGGGAAGGUCCGGAACCGGUGGUACAACGACCAACGCCAGGUUAUGUAUCCUGCGGGAGCGGUUGGCGGAGGUUUACGUGGGCAUCGGAACCAAAGUUCAAAAGUCCGCCCUGAGGGAUCGUAUCGCGGCAGAUAUGGUUCCAACUGGGGACAUUUCCAUGCCAUGUCCUUGCCCAACCAUAAGGAGAAGGAGCCCGUUGUGGUAGCUGCGACGACUAAGCAGUUGGGCCAACCGGAAGUGGAUCAUGUAAACCAGCUAGGUCCGGUUUCCCAGUCCUGCAUGAAGGUGCAGCAUGCCAAGGACGUGCACGAUGCAGUUCCCUUGGUGCUGCCAACAGUGCCAGAUGUCGUCAGUGAUCCAAGGAUGGUCAUUGGCGAGAGCACUGAAGGAUACCAUGGAGAUCCUGUGUGCGAUGAUGAAUUUCGCGUGCAGCGCGUUGCGGUUCAGUCUGCGGAGGCGGCUAAAAGCAUGGCGACCGACAGGGCCGACCAGGUGGGGGCCAAAAUAGCCCAACGAAAAGCUGCUGAAACUACUCCGGCCACCGGAAGGUCAGUACCUGUCAGACGGGCGACAGAAGUUGCCGCGUGUGACCGCCGUAAGGGCGGCGCAUGCGGAUGCCGAGUUACCCCAGAUGACAGCUGGGAAGGUGGUGUUCGAAGACUUGUUAGGCGUGGUUCCAAAGGGUGGCGACCCUCUAGUUCUCGCCGCUGGGAGCGGUCCCAGCGGUGGAAAUUGGGUUGGCGACCACCAGAGCGUCUAACUUCCAAAAUCUGUACCGCCUAAAAUUGUAAAUGGCGAGGUUAAUUGUUAGUAAAACUAGGAAAACAAUGCAAAAUACAAAAGACCCCCAUUUUUAAAAAAAUACAGUAAAGUUGCAGUCACAUUCUAUUCGCGGUGUUGAUAAUGUAUUACGGUGUACGCGGAGUAUCUCUAGUAGUAACACUAAAAGCAGCAGCAGUAGUAGUAGUAGUAGUAGUAGUAGUAGUAGUAGUAGUAGUAGUGGUAGUAGUAGUAGUGGUAGUAGUAGUAGUAGUAGUAGUAGUUGUAGUAGUAGUAGUAGCAGAAGUAGUAGUAGUAGUAGUAGUAAAAGCUGUUGUUAUGAAAAUUACAUGAAGUACGCGGUGUAUAAAAGUAAUAGUUCUCUUAAACAUUUUAAUUAGUUUGAUUAGAUUGUUUUGAAUAUAUAUGUCCUAUUGUCUCAGUUUAAGCCCAGUCUUUUAUUGCAAUAUUGUUGGAACUAUAAAAGUGAAAUUAAUCUGAGCAGUGCUCUGCGAAAUGGGGGUUUAAUGAAUAGGCAUAAAGUGUCGUCCCAAAUUAUCUUGUGCCGUCCGCGCUUAACUUCCUGUAAUUUUUGUAUUACCGCGCUAAGAAGUGCUUUGCACAGUCACGGAUGUGUUUGAUUAUUUCCCGUGAAGUCUGUUGUUUUUUUUCCCUUAUGGUCGGGUGUGACAUUGUCGGACAUUGUCGGACGACCGCUGUCACACCGCACCAUCGGAUGUGGUAACUACGCAGAUGGUGAAUAGGAACCCGGUUUCCCCUGCAAUAUCCAAGUCUUGGCACCUCCGUCACCUUUUAUCCUUCCAUGUUAAGAUUUGUGAGUCAAUCUAACUUCAAUCACUUCGUCAUUGCUGUAUCAUGUCAUUUAUUUCCGUAACUUUCUAUAAAUUCUUUUCUACCAACCAUAUGCCGAGCAAUGUCGUAGAAUUUUGUCGAAUGAGUUUGUUUUUUAUAGGUGACAGUGCUUGACGACCACUGUCACACUCAAUACUGUUGGCCGGAAGUGGUAUUUCCCGGAGUUGUUCUUUUAAACAAUAUUUGCAGGUCUUUUUAAAUUUGUGUGUGACCGUGCUUGACGGCAACUGUCUCGUAGCGUCACUUUAAUUUUUUGAAUGGCCGGAGUUGUUUCCCGGCGCAUGUACACUUUUAUUGUUUUUAUUUUUGUAAAGUACAUUAUUUCUCAGUGUGAUCUCCACAUUCUAAUACAUAAGUGACUGUACUUGUUGGACGAAAGCCAACAAGAAUGUUUUUUCUUGAUUAAGCAAUUGUCGGACGAUAGCCGACAAUAAUGUUUUUUUUAUUUACUAAUGUGAUGGAAAUUUUCUUAUGCAAGAAACAUAUUGGUCACUAACCGCUAGAAUGCAGCGGUCUGUAUGUACCCCGCUGGGCAAAGGCAGUCCCGUGCCUGCGGGAGGGGGAUUAUGGUCCCAUUUGAGUCUCUAUCUCUUCUGCCUUGGGUGCGACCGUAGGGCGGCAGCCCAAGAGGAGAAAAGUGGGAGGAAUGUAGUGGGUACAAUAGUUUUAUUUUAAUUGUCUUUUCCUCCAUAUAAUGUCAAUGAUUAUGUUGCAAAAUACGUUCUCUGUGUGAAAUUAAAAGCAAUUGUAUGUAUUAUUUGGACAACAAUAAGAUUAUUUUUAUUCUUAUAUUUUUAACCUUUUUGUCACUGAGAUAUUAUUUAAACGCAUUUGUAUUGCCUUAGAAGGUUACGUUUCUUGUGAUUUUUAUUUUAAUAUAACCAAGCGGAUUUUUAUUGUAUAUUAUGCAGUCACAUGCAGAGGGCGUAGGCCUUCUCAUUUGGGCUGCGAGGGGAUGUAUUUGUAUGAUAUUUUAUGAUUUUAGUGGAUAAGUUAUUUUAUUUCUUAAAAUUUGUGAAAAUAGGUUGGAAGGUGGGUACACUUGUCCAAUUAUUGUGCAGACAAGAAAAGGAGCAAGAGUUACCGGACCUUAUUGUGAACUUUUAUUUUUAACUCUUUAUUAACAAAGAUUAUGGCUCAUAUGCGUUCAUAUUUGUGCGAAGGUGCUAAACACAAAUGGUCAUUUAAUGGAGAUGCAUUAACUUUAGUUGUGGUUUAUGGCAGGCGUUGCGCCAAAAGAGAGGUCGGGCGAAAGCUAUGCCUGACUUAGGGGAGUUGGGUCAAGGUGCUUACGCAAGGGGCACUAUUACUUCAUCGGUUGCGCCGGUAUGAUUCCUUCGCUGUGUGGCGUCGUCCCAAAAGGAGAAAAGUGGGAGGAGUGUUGUGCCGGUGCCCGGUCUACAAAAUGCGCACAUACCUCGUGAUUGGGAACCAGCGACAAAUCGGAAUAGUGCAUGCUGGGCAGCACGAGAUAGUACGCUCUCUUAUGCACGGGUGACUGAUGCGAGUAGACGUAUUUUCCCAAGCUGAGUAUUGCUUGGAGUAAUUGUGAGCCUGAGUGAGUAAUUGUGAGCCUGAGUAUAGAUUAUAUUGUAUUAUAUUGUAUUAUAUUGUAUUUUAUGUGUGUUCAACACGUAUUUACCUGGAAGGCCAUUCCCAGAAGAUAUAAGUGAGACUGUGACUGUGUAUGUGAGUCUGUGAGUUGCCUGUGAUUGUGUCAAUGACACGCAUUUCCCUGGAGGUGUAUUCCCAGAAGUAUAUGUGUAUGUAAGCCGGUGACUGUGUGUUUAAGUACGUAUUUGCCUGGAGGUGUAUUCCCAGAAGUAUAUGUAUAGUGCUAUUUGUGACGUGGACGAGCCGUAGCCGACGAGUGUGCACCCGCCGAGUCGACGAGUAUAGCCGACGAGUAUAGCCGACGAGUUCCCUCGAAGACGACGAGGACGAUUGGUGCCAUCCUGACGAGCAUUCCAGUUGAUGCCCAUAAUGCCUAGAAAACGCAAAAGAGGAUCCCUUACGGUGAAACGCAAGUACCACUACAUAACAUCUGAACAGCCAAAGGAAGAAAACCAUGUUGCCAGUGAACCCCUGGUGAAAAUUAAAGCUACAACAGAUACUUCUACCCAGUCAGAAAGUGAAAAUGUGCAGGUCACAAGUGAUCAUAGUUAUGCUAUUGAUGAAGACUCCACAUAUGAGCUUGACUCCUUCCAGGAGACAAACAUUGAUAAGCCUGAAGCUGAUGUGAUGGAAUGUAGUUCAGGGCUUCUAGAAAUGGAGGUGGAGACGACAACCUUCUCAGACUUUGCUGUGGAACUUAAACUGCAAAAUAUUUCAUCUCAGUUCGUUGUAAAGGAAUCAGAGCAAUCAAUUCAAAUGUUACAGUUGUACGCAAAUGACAGUCUGACAGCAAUCAAGCUAUCGGUUGAAAUUAAGAGUGAUUUUACAUGCUCUGUCUAUGUGCAUCGGAAAUGCAUUCCGAGAUCUCACCAAAUAUGGACUGGA